GCCCACAGCGGCAACCAUGAGGUGGAGAUCUGUGUUGUGGAGCUUCCUUGCUUUAUCUGUCAUCACUUUCUCUGAGGUCCAAACCACACUGGCCUACAAUCAUGUCAGCAGCAUCUGCAGCACAUGGGGCAGAGAUCACUUCAAGACCUUCGACGGCGAUGUGUACCAGUUUCCCGGCAUGUGUGAAUACAACCUGAUCUCCAACUGCCACGACUCCUAUCAGCUCUUCUCAGUGCACAUAAAGAGAGCAGAAAAGGAUGGAAACCCGACCAUCAGCUACUUGGCAGUCACCGUCAAUGAGCUUUUGUUUCACAUCAGCAAAAGCUGGGUCACUGUCAACUAUGAGAAAGUCCCUCUACCUUAUUACAAGGGAGGAGUGCAAGUGGAAAAUAAUGCUGCUUACAUCAAGUUUCAAAGCAAAGUUGGGUUCACUGUCAUGUGGAAUGGAGAAGAUGCUGUGAUGGUGGAACUUGAUACCGACUUUGCAAACCGAACCUGUGGACUUUGUGGAGACUUCAAUGGUGUCCCAGUAUACAAUGAGUUCAUUCAUUUUGGUCGUAGAAUCAACCCCAUUGAGUUUGGCAACCAACAAAAAGCCCACCACCCAAACGAUGACUGUGAGGACCCUUAUGAGCAGGAAUUGCUGGAGGCUGUGACUGUCUCAGAUUCCUGCAAGAAAUUUGUAACUUUCUGUGAAAACAUGUUCUUGUCAGAGUCCUGGAGCUCAUGCACUAAACUGAUUGACCCUGAAGUUUACAUCCAGGCCUGUGUAAAGGACAUGUGUGGCUGCAGAAACAAUACCAAUGACUUCUGUGUCUGCAGCACGCUGUCUGAGUUUUCUCGACAGUGUUCCCAUGCAGGAGGACAGCCUCCCAACUGGAGGACAACUCACUUCUGUGCCAAAGAAUGCCCUUACAACAUGGUGUAUGAAGAAAGCGGUUCCCCUUGCAUGGAUACUUGCACACAUCAGGACACAAGUUCACUCUGUGAGGACCACAAAAUGGACGGCUGCUUCUGUCCUUCUGGAACUGUGUUUGAUGAUAUUUCUAAGAGAGGCUGUAUUCCUCAGUCUGAAUGUCAGUGCAAGCAUGACAAAAUCUACAACCCUGGAGAAAUUUACCGACAAGAUCAAGAGGAAUGCACAUGCUUUGAGGGACUGUGGGAUUGCAUCACUCUUGAAACACCGGCUACAUGUGCAGUUGAACAAGGUUCAUAUUUCACUACUUUUGAUGGGAAAAUGUACACUUUCCAUGGGGAUUGUUACUACACUCUGGCAAAGGUGGAAAGCAAGGAUGGAGCGAGCCCAAACUUCACCCUCCUGGCCCAGCUGGUGCCUUGUGCUCACCAACAGUUUGACACAUGCCUGAAGUCCCUUAAAAUCCUGCUGAACAAUGACAAAAAUAAUGUGCUUUCAUUCACCUCUGAUGGUGUAGUUCAACAAAACACGCAGAUUGUCACUUUGCCGUACCAUUCAGGAGACAUCAACAUUUUCCACGCCUCAUCCUUUCACAUCUUGCUGCAGACCAGAUUUGGGUUGCAGAUUCAGAUCCAACAUGUCCCUCUCAUGCAAGUCUACAUCAGCCUGGAACAAAGCUACAGAUCAAAGACACGUGGUUUAUGUGGGAACUUCAACAUGAUCUUGAGUGACGAAAUGAAAACUCCUCAGGGGAUCGUGGAGGGAACUGCAGCGACCUUCAGUAACUCUUGGAAGGCUAACCUCAUGUGCUCAGACAUUGAGGAAAGACUUGAUGAUCCGUGUUCCCUCAGUUUGGAAAACGAGAUGUAUGCCAAACACUGGUGCGCCUUACUUAUGAGUCCAGACAGUGCUUUUGCCCAGUGCCGAUCAGUGGUGGAUCCUGAGGUGUUUCACAAGCGAUGCAUCUACUCCACCUGUAGUUGUGAGAAGAGCGAGGCGUGUUUGUGUGCCGUCUUCUCUUCUUAUGCUCGAGCUUGUGCAGAAAAGGGAGUUUUCCUGACGAACUGGAGAGAGAAUGUUUGUGAUACAUACACAAAGAGCUGCCCGGCAUCUCAGAGCUUCUCUUACACACAUCAGAGAUGCCAGCUGACAUGCAGGUCUUUGAACGCAGAGCAGCAGAGCUGCACCUCAGACUUCCUGCCUGUGGACGGGUGCGCCUGUGCUGAGGGUCUCUACUUGAAUGAAAAUGGCCUUUGUGUUCCAGUGGAAAAAUGUUCCUGCUUCUAUAACGGCAAUUACAUUCAGCCAGGGACAUCCAUCAACAUCAGAGAAGAGCACUGUGUGUGCAAUGAUGGAAUACUUCACUGUCAUUCUUGGAGAAGCCGCAUGUCAUUGUGUCCUUAUCCAAAAGUCUACUUCAACUGUUCCUCUGCAACCACAGGAGUACUUGGACUACAGUGUGCUAAAACUUGUUCGAAUCUGGAAAGUGAUGAAUGUGUUUUCACAGAGUGUGAGUCUGGCUGUCGGUGUCCGGAUGGCCUCCUUGAAGACGGCAAAGGGGACUGUGUGAAGGAGGCUGACUGUCCAUGCAAGCAUGAUGGACGUAUUUUUGCUCCUGGAGCAGUGAUUCCUAACCUGUGCAAUACCUGCAAUUGUAAAAGUGGAAAAUGGAAGUGCACAGAGAAAAAAUGCCCAGCAUCUUGCAUUAUAUAUGGAAGUGGACACUACAACACAUUUGAUCAAAGGACUUAUGGAUUUCAGGGUGAAUGUGGUUAUGUCGCUGUCAAGAAUAAAUGUGGCAACAAAACAGCUGAGAACAACUUUGGAGUCAUUACGGAAAAUGUACCCUGUGGCUCUUCAGGAACCACCUGCUCCAAAACUGUCAGAAUUCAACUUGGACGAACAGAAAUCAAACUAAUGAAGGGUAAAUACAUAGAGGAAGAUCUGGGACAUGGUCCCCUGAUUCAGUACAGAAUAAGGAGGGUUGGAUCGUACCUGGUGGUAGAAUCAAAAAUUGGUCUGGCGGUGAUAUGGGAUCGAAAAACAGCUGUUCGCAUCCUUCUGGAGCCCGAGCACAGCGGUUUAGUGUGUGGCUUGUGUGGAAAUUUUGAUGGAAAUGCAAUGAACGACUUCACCACCCAGGGUCAGCUGAUAGUGAGCAACCCUCUAGAGUUUGCAAACAGCUGGAAAGUUCAGAGCACUUGCCCAGACAAGGAAGAGAUUGUGGAUUCUUGUGUAGCUGCACCGAUGAGACAUCAAUGGUCAAAAAUGAUGUGCAGCAUCAUAACAGGGAAUACAUUCAAAGACUGUCACCAUAAGGUUGAUCCCCACCCCUUCUAUGAUAACUGUGUGAAAGACUCGUGUGCCUGCGACACUGGAGGAGAUUGUGAGUGUUUCUGCUCAGCUGUCGCAGCCUACGCUCAGGCUUGCAAUGAGGCUGGAGUUUGUGUUGCAUGGAGAACCCCAGACAUCUGCCCUGUUUUUUGUGAUUACUACAACAGCCCAGAUGAUUGUACAUGGCACUAUAGCCCUUGCCACACACCUUGUUACAAGAGCUGUUUGAACCCUCAAGGAAUUUGUAACAACCCGAUACCUAAUCUGGAGGGUUGUUAUCCAGUAUGCCCAGAAGAUAAGCCAAUUUUUGAUGAAAAGAAUCAGACUUGUGUGGAAGAGUGUGCCUAUUGCUUGUACAAUGGGACAAUAUAUGAAGAUAAUGAAGUCAUAUACAAUCUCACUGACAAAAUGGGAAUGUGCUACUAUGCUAUCUGCAUUAAUACAACUGUGAUACGCACAAGUGAACCCUGUGCAACAAGCCCACCACCAAUUUCCCCAACUGAACCUACAACUUUAGAGCCACCGCAAACAACAAAGGUUACUAGUCCCCCGACACCAACCUCUUCAGCAACUCCAGCGCCACCUACAACCACAACUCAGGAACAAUCUACAAGCACAGGAGCUACUUCCUCACCUACACCACAACCUACAACAACCUCUGAACCCUCAACAAUCACAAUAAUUACCCAUACACCUACAAAAACUUCUACAACAACAGAGCAACCCACAACAACAUUAAUUAUUAAUACAUCCACAACAACCGCUAUGACAACACCGGAAACAUUCACAAGCUCAAAAGUUACUCCUCUAUCGACCACAACAAGUGUAACUUCUGUCACAACUCCAUGCAUUCCAACUUGUGAGUGGUCUGGCUGGUAUAAUGUGCAUGAUCCAAUGACAGACAAAAAUGACUGGGAAACCUAUGAAAACGUGACAAACAGUAAUCAAAUUAUAUGUGAAAACCCAAUGGAAAUUGAUUGUAGGUCAGCAGUUUUACCAGACAUGGACUUUGAGGAGUUUUUGAAAGAAAAUAAUCAGGUUGUAAGUUGUAAUAAAGACUAUGGCUUAAUCUGUAAAAAAGAAGACCAGCCAAUGCGCCCUGGAAAGUGUUUUGAUUACAAAUUCAGAUUAUGCUGUCCAGUAUGUGAAAUAAAAACGACACCACUCACAACAAAGAUACCUACAAAAACUCCAGAACAAUCGACAAAGACAACAGCUACUGCUUCACCCACAACACAUUCUAGCACAACUACACGUGCACCUCCAACGACGCCAACCCCAAAGCCAACUACAACCACAGAAACUACAACUGCAAGUCCCACUACGACAACUCCAGAGACGACUACACUUCCGCCUCCGUCUACCACAACUACAGAACGUCCUACAACCACAACUUCAACUCCACCUACACCAACUCCAGAGCCAACUACAACCACAGAAACGACAACUGCACGUCCCACUACGACAACUCCAGAGACAACCACAACAAAAACAACUACACUUCGGCCUCCGUCUACCACAACUACAGAACGUCCUACAACCACAACUUCAACUCCACCUACACCAACUCCAGAGCCAACUACAACCACAGAAACUACAACUGCACGUCCCACUACGACAACUCCAGAGACGACUACACUUCGGCCUCCGUCUACCACAACUACAGAACGUCCUACAACCACAACUUCAACUCCACCUACACCAACUCCAGAGCCAACUACAACCACAGAAACGACAACUGCACGUCCCACUACGACAACUCCAGAGACAACUACAACAAAAACAACUACACUUCGGCCUCCGUCUACCACAACUACAGAACGUCCUACAACCACAACUUCAACUCCACUUACACCAACUCCAGAGCCAACUACAACACAGAAACUACAACUGCACGUCCCACUACGACAACUCCAGAGACAACUACAACAAAAACAACUACACUUCAGCCUCCUUCUACCACUACAGAGCGUCCUACAACCACAACUUCAACUCCACCUACACCAACUCCAGAGCCAACUACAACCACAGAAACGACAACUGCACGUCCCACUACAACAACUCCAGAGACAACUACAACAAAACAACUACACUUCAGCCAACUACAACCACAGAAACUACAACUGCACGUCCCACUACGACAACUCCAGAGACGACUACACUGCGGCCUCCGUCUACCACAACUACAGAACGUCCUACAACCACAACUUCAACUCCACCUACACCAACUCCAGAGCCAACUACAACCACAGAAACUACAACUGCACGUACCACUACGACAACUCCAGAGACAACUACAACAAAAACAACUACACUUCAGCCUCCUUCUACCACAACUACAGAGCAACCAACUACAACCACAGAAACUACAACUGCACGUCCCACUACGACAACUCCAGAGACGACUACAUUUCGGCCUCCGUCUACCACAACUACAGAACGUCCUACAACCACAACUUCAACUCCACCUACACCAACUCCAGAGCCAACUACAACCACAGAAAUGACAACUGCACGUCCCACUACGGCAACUCCAGAAACAACUACAACAAAAACAACUACACUUCGGCCUCCGUCUACCACAACUACAGAACGUCCUACAACCACAACUUCAACUCCACCUACACCAACUCCAGAGCCAACUACAACCACAGAAACUACAACUGCACGUCCCACUAUGACAACUCCAGAGACAACUACAACAAAAACAACUACACUUCAGCCUCCUUCUACCACAACUACAGAGCGUCCUACAACCACAACUUCAACUCCACCUACACCAACUCCAGAGCCAACUACAACCACAGAAACGACAACUGCACGUCCCACUACAACAACUCCAGAGACAACUACAACAAAAACAACUACACUUCGGCCUCCGUCUACCACAACUACAGAACGUCCUACAACCACAACUCCACCUACACCAACUCCAGAGCCAACUACAACCACAGAAACUACAACUGCACGUCCCACUACGACAACUCCAGAGACAACUACAACAAAAACAACUACACUUCAGCCUCCUUCUACCACAACUACAGAGCGUCCUACAACCACAACUUCAACUCCACCUACACCAACUCCAGAGCCAACUACAACCACAGAAACGACAACUGCACUUCCCACUACAACAACUCCAGAGACAACUACAACAAAAAAACUACACUUCGGCCUCCGUCUACCACAACUACAGAACGUCCUACAACCACAACUCCACCUACACCAACUCCAGAGCCAACUACAACCACAGAAACUACAACUGCACGUCCCACUACGACAACUCCAGAGACGACUACACUUCGGCCUCCGUCCACCACAACUACAGAACGUCCUACAACCACAACUUCAACUCCACCUACACCAACACCAGAGCCAACUACAACCACAGAAACGACAACUGCACGUCCCACUAUGACAACUCCGGAGACAACUACAACAAAAACAACUACACUUAAGCCUCCUUCUACCACAACUACAGAGCGUCCUACAACCACAUCUUUAACACCACCUACGCCAACACCAGAGCCAACUACAACCACAGAAACUACAACUGCACGUCCCACUACGACAACUCCAGAGACAACCACAACAAAAACAACUACACUUCGGCCUCCAUCAACCACAACUACAGAACGUCCUACAACCACAACUUCAACUCCACCUACACCAACUAAAGAACCAACUACAACCACAGAAACUACAACUGCACGUCCCACUACGAUAAUUCCAGACACAACCACAACAAAAACAACUACACUUCAGCCUCCGUCUACCACAACUACAGAGCAUCCUACAACCACAACUUCAACUCCACCUACACCAACUCCAGAGCCAACUACAACCACAGAAACUACAACUGCACGUCCCACUACGACAACUCCAGAGACAACUACAACAAAAACAACUACACUUCAGCCUCCGACUACCACAACUACAGAACGUCCUACAACCACAACUUCAACUCCACCUACACCAACUAAAGAGCCAACUACAACCACAGAAACUACAACUGCACGUCCCACUACGACAAUUCCAGAGACAACCACAACAAAAACAACUACACUUCGGCCUCCGUCUACCACAACUACAGAACGUCCUACAACCACAACUUCAACUCCACCUACACCAACUCCAGAGCCAACUACAACCACAGAAACGACAACUGCACGUCCCACUACGACAACUCCAGAGACAACUAUAACAAAAGCAACUACACUUCGGCCUCCGUCAACCACAACUACAGAACAUCCUACAACCACAACUUCAACUCCACCUACACCAACUAAAGAGCCAACUACAACCACAGAAACUACAACUGCACGUCCCACUAUGACAACUCCAGAGACAACUACAACACAAACAACUACACUUCAGCCUCCGUCUACCACAACUACAGGACGUCCUACAUCCACAACCUCAACUCCACGUACACCAACUCCAGAGCCAACUACAACCACAGAAACUACAACUGCACAUCCCACUACAACAACUCCAGAGACAACUACAACAAAAACAACUACACUUCGGCCUCCGUCUACCACAACUACAGAACGUCCUACAAACUCAACUCUUCCUACACCAACUCCAGAGCCAACUACAACCACAGAAACUACAACUGCACGUCCCACUACGACAACUCCAGAGACGACUACACUUCGGCCUCCGUCCACCACAACUACAGAACGUCCUACAACCACAACUUCAACUCCACCUACACCAACACCAGAGCCAACUACAACCACAGAAACGACAACUGCACGUCCCACUAUGACAACUCCGGAGACAACUACAACAAAAACAACUACACUUAAGCCUCCUUCUACCACAACUACAGAGCGUCCUACAACCACAACUUUAACACCACCUAUGCCAACACCAGAGCCAACUACAACCACAGAAACUACAACUGCACGUCCCACUAAGACAACUCCAGAGACAACCACAACAAAAACAACUACACUUCAGCCUCCUUCUGCCACAACUACAGAACGUCCUACAACCACAACUUCAACUCCACCUACACCAACUAAAGAACCAACUACAACCACAGAAACUACAACUGCACGUCCCACUACGACAAUUCCAGACACAACCACAACAAAAACAACUACACUUCAGCCUCCGUCUACCACAACUACAGAGCAUCCUACAACCACAACUUCAACUCCACCUACACCAACUCCAGAGCCAACUACAACCACAGAAACUACAACUGCACGUCCCACUACGACAACUCCAGAGACAACACUACAACAAAAACAACUACACUUCAGCCUCCGUCUACCACAACUACAGAACAUCCUACAACCACAACUUCAACUCCACUUACACCAACUCCAGAGCCAACUACAACCACAGAAACGACAACUGCACGUCCCACUACGACAACUCCAGAGACAACUACAACAAAAACAACUACACUUCGGCCUCCGUCUACCACAACUACAGAACAUCCUACAACCAACUUCAACUCCACCUACACCAACUCCAGAGCCAACUGCAACCACAGAAACGACAACUGCACGUCCAACUACGACAACUCCAGAGACAACUACAACAAAAACAACUACACUUCAGCCUCCGACUACCACAACUACAGAACGUCCUACAACCACAACUCCACCUACACCAACUAAAGAGCCAACUACAACCACAGAAACUACAACUGCACGUCCCACUACGACAAUUCCAGAGACAACCACAACAAAAACAACUACACUUAGGCCUCCGUCUACCACAACUACAGAACGUCCUACAACCACAACUUCAACUCCACCUACAACAACUCCAGAGCCAACUACAACCACAGAAACGACAACUGCACGUCCCACUACGACAACUCCAGAGACAACUAUAACAAAAACAACUACACUUCGGCCUCCGUCUACCACAACUACAGAACAUCCUACAACCACAACUUCAACUCCACCUACACCAACUCCAGAGCCAACUGCAGCCACAGAAACGACAACUGCACGUCCAACUACGACAACUCCAGAGACAACUACAACAAAAUCAACCACUUCAGCCUCCGACUACCACAACUACAGAACGUCCUACAACCACAACUCCACCUACACCAACUCCAGAGCCAACUACAACCACAGAAAACUACAACUGCACGUCCCACUACGACAACUCCAGAGACAACCACAACAAAAGCAACUACACUUCGGCCUCCGUCUACCACAACUACAGAACGUCCUACAACCACAACUUCAACUCCACCUACACCAACUCCAGAGCCAACUACAACCACAGAAACUACAACUGCACUUCCCACUACGACAACUCCAGAGACUUCUACAACAAAAAAAAGUACACAUUGGCCUCCGUUUCCUACAACUACAGAACUUCCUACAACCACAACUUCAACUCCACCUACACCAACUCCAGAGCCAACUACAACCACAGAAACUACAACUGCACGUCCCACUACGACAACUCCAGAGACAACUACAACAAAAACAACUACACUUCAGCCUCCGUCUACCACAACUACAGAACGUCCUACAACCACAACUCCACCUACACCAACUCCAGAGCCAACUACAACCACAGAAACUACAACUGCACUUCCCACUACGACAACUCCAGAGACUUCUACAACAAAAAAAAGUACACAUUGGCCUCCGUUUCCUACAACUACAGAACUUCCUACAACCACAACUUCAACUCCACCUACGCCAACUAAAGAGCCAACUACAACCACAACAAUUACACCAACACCUCCCCUUACAAUCAUUACAUCCCCACUGUCAAACACUACCACAGAAUCAAUUGUUACUGGCCCCCGAAACAACCCAAACAUCUGAAACACCACCGUCAACACAAACUUCAUCAACUUCCACGACAGAGUGCUUCUGUGUUUUCAAUGGCACAGUUUAUCUGCCAGGGGAUCACAUAUUUUUAAUGCACCCCAUUGGAUCAGGCAUUUGUCUCACAAUGAUUUGCUCUGAUGUUUGUGAGAUUCAUAACAAAACUGAAUUGUGUGUGCAUACCUCAACCUCGGCACCGGCACCCUCUCCCACACCCUACAUUCCUACGUGUCCUGAAUGGGAUGUUGUUCAAAAUGAGACUUUCUUCUUGUGCGAUUGCAUUAUGGCCAGAUGCAUUGAGAACAACACAAUUGAAAUAGUUCCAUAUGAGUGUCCACCCCUCCAGAACAUAACUUGUACCAAUGGAAAGAAACCAGUUCUUGUGUAUGACGAGCACCACUGCUGCCAACAUUAUGUUUGUGACUGUGUAUGCGAAGGCUGGGGAGAUCCUCAUUACAUCACAUUUGAUGGGUUAUACUACAGUUAUCAAGGAAAUUGUACUUACAUUUUGAUGGAGGAGAUCACAGCAAAACAUCAUUUGAAGAUCUAUGUUGACAAUGUGUUUUGUGAUCCCACUGAAGACGUUUCUUGUCCAAGAUCAUUAACGAUAGCAUAUGGAUUUCAAGUUGUCACACUCAUCAAUCAUAACCUUGUCGGAGCUCCACAAUUAGAGGUAUUAAAAAAUGGUGAAAAAUUGAAACUACCCUAUUCACAACAAGGUAUUAAGAUUAUGAGUUCUGGUAUUAACCUGGUUUAUGAGAUCCCUCUCCUAAAUGUAGUUGUUACAUUUGGAAUGACUGGCUUUAGUGUCAACCUUCCAUAUCAGUACUUUGGGAGCAACACGCAGGGUCAUUGUGGGACAUGCACCAACAAUCAGGCCGAUGACUGCAGAUUGCCGACAGGCGAACUGUUGGAAAAUUGUGCAGUGAUGGCAGACUACUGGCCAGCAAAUGACAUUUAUCAGCCUAACUGCCCAACACCACCUGUCGUACCCACUCAAGUUCCUGAACCGCCGCUAGAACCAACUCCAUGCAAGCCAGAUUCCAUUUGUGAUCUGCUGAAGAGCAGUGUUUUUGCAGAAUGUCAUCCGUUGGUUUCCCCAGACAAUUUCUACAAAGGUUGUGUUUUUGAUAGUUGCCAUGUUUCAAAUCCUGCAGUAGAGUGCACAAGUUUGCAAACUUAUGCUGCUGCCUGUGCUCAGGCUGGAAUUUGCAUCCACUGGAGAAACCACACCAAAAUAUGUGCUAGUGACUGUCCAUCAGACAAAGUUUAUAAACCUUGUGGCCCUGCAGAACAGCCCACUUGUCAGGACGGUGCCAAAGAACCAACCAUAAAGUUUGUUACUGAGGGUUGCUUCUGUCCUGAUGGAAUGAAACUCUUCAACAAAGAGUCAGGAAUAUGUGUUGAAAAGUGUGGUUGUCUCGAUCCUGAAGGCAUUCCUCGAGAGUUUAAUGAGAGGUUUGAGUACAAAUGCCAGGACUGCAUUUGUGACGAGGCUACCAAAACUGUGAUUUGCAAACCAAAGACUUGCCCAGCACCACCCAUUGCUAACUGCACUGAUCCAGGAUUUGUUGUUGUGAACCAAACCAAUCCUGCAGAUCCCUGUUGCUAUGCCUACAUUUGUCAAUGCAACAUCAACAAAUGCCCAGUAAGCAGCAUGAACUGUCCGGUUGGAUACAAACCAGUCAUCGGUGUUCCAGAGGGAAAAUGCUGUCCAGAACAUACAUGUGAGCCUAAGCGAGUUUGUGUCCACAAGGAUGUUGAAUACCAGCCUGGUUCCUCGGUUCCUGCGAAUGCAUGCCAGGAUUGUACCUGCAGCAACGAGGUCGACCCAAAAUCUGGUCUGUUUAAAAUAGUGUGUGUGUUUCAACAAUGUAAAGAAACCUGUGAGCUGGGAUAUGAAUAUGUGGAAACUGACUCUUAUGACUGCUGUGGAACGUGUGUACAGAAACAAUGUGUUCUGAAUUUAAAUGGUACCAAGCAGCUCUUGAAUGAAGGACAAACCUGGUCACCGCCUGAAAACAUGUGUGAGUACUACACCUGUCUGAGGAGUGGGGACAAACUAACUGCCCUAAGUUCACACAUCGUUUGCCCGGUUUUCCAGCAGAGUAACUGCCAGCCUGACACAAUUCAAACAGCUGCAAAUGGCUGCUGUAAAACCUGUGUGGAGAUAGACAAAGCCUGCAAACUGGUGAGCAUGAAAACUCGAAUUUCGCGCCACGGCUGUCAGUCUGAACACGAGGUGGAAAUACCGUACUGUGAAGGAUCUUGCAACACGUUCACAAAGUACUCUGAAGCGGCAGCUGCUAUGGAACAUUCUUGCUCCUGCUGCAAGGAAACGCGCUCCAGCAAUCGCACCGUCGAUUUGCUGUGCUUGAAUGGAGACAAGCUCCCACACACCUACAUUUAUGUGGAGGAGUGCGGCUGCGGCCAGACGGAGUGCACCACAACUGCAGGGCUGUCUGCUCGCAGAAAACGAAGAUCCACGCUGCUGUGACACAGUCGUCUUUCAGAACUAUACUGAAUGUUAGAAGUGUUUUGUCUUGUACCACUCUAGCAAUAUUAGAAGGUAAUUUACCACUGAUGUGGAUUAUUUAUCAACUAAUCAAAUAAAAAUAUGCAACUGA
Poeciliopsis prolifica (blackstripe livebearer) is the source of this 12698-nucleotide messenger RNA. Its product is annotated as mucin-2-like. NCBI's taxonomy places the organism in Eukaryota, Metazoa, Chordata, Actinopteri, Cyprinodontiformes, Poeciliidae. Gene Ontology annotation, cellular component: extracellular matrix. Gene Ontology annotation, molecular function: protein binding. Bases 17 to 12568 code for a protein of 4183 amino acids. The transcript has 47 exons. The record is from RefSeq and is a predicted model, not a curated record.